AUGGUAGCUAAAAGAAUAGUUUUCUUCGUUUCGCUGGCCGUCCCCGCGACUGGGUUCGUCCAUCCUGGCCUCUUGCACACGUCCCAGGACUUGGAAAGAGCUAAGAAUCACGUACUCAACGAUGAUGAGCCAUGGACGACAAACUGGCAACUCUUGCUCAAUAAUACUCAUUCAUCGCCAACAUACGAGCCAAAUCCUCAAACCACUAUUUACCGUGGCUUAGAUGGUACUCAUGCGGAAAAUUAUCGUCGCCUCUAUAACGAUGCACAUGCGGCAUAUCAGCUUGCCAUCCGAUGGCAUAUCCAGGGAGACGAACAAUACGCCAACGCCGCUGUUUCUACCCUAAAUGCUUGGUCAUCUACCAUGGUAGCUAUUGGCGGUAGCAGUGACCGCUUCCUCGCUGCUGGUAUUUACGGCUAUCAGCUUGCUAAUGCAGCAGAGCUUAUGCGUUCAUACAGCGGCUGGAGCGCUUCGGAUCAGAAUCAGAUGAAGGCAUUCCUCCGGGAUGUAUUCUUUGCGGAGAGCUACAGAUUCUUGACCACCCAUAAUGGACAAGACGAGUAUCAUUAUUAUGCAAAUUGGGACUUUUGCAGCAUUGCAAACAACAUGGCAAUCGGUGUAUUUACUGAUAACCAAACAAUGUACGACUAUGGUAAAAACUACUUCCUCGACGGAGACGGACGCGGAGCGAUUAAGAACUUCAUUUAUAAGAACUACACUGAGUCCGGCAGCAAUAAAAUUCUGUCCCAAGGCCAAGAGGCCGGGAGAGACCAGGACCACGCAACUCUGGAUAUUUCUCUACUUGGGGUCAUUAUGCAACAAGGUUACAAUCAAGGAGAUGACCUUUUUGCUACAUUGGGAGGCGCUGGUCUUCAUGCCUCCGAAUAUGUCUCAAAGUACAACGUUGGGUACGACGUCCCGUAUACGUUGUAUGAGAGUUAUGAAGGGAAUCAGACUGUUAUCUCAGCCAAUCGCAGGUAUACUCAUCGACCAGGCUUUGAGCUUGUCUAUGCACACUACAACGAUAUCAAACACGCCAACGCUUCCUGGACCAAGAUGUAUCGCGACCAAACGAAUGGUAAUUCUACCGCAGGGGUGGAAGGCGGAGGUGGUAACUAUGGCCCAAACAGUGGAGGUUUUGAUGUUCUUGGUUACGGGACUCUCCUCUACCGCCUGUCGGCUUAA
Messenger RNA from Fusarium sp. VM40, 1185 nucleotides. Lineage: Eukaryota; Fungi; Ascomycota; Sordariomycetes; Hypocreales; Nectriaceae. The record is from the annotation of a GenBank genome assembly.